AUGGAACUGAGCUCCGACGACUCCCCGACGAGCUCUGUGUCAACCAGUCUCGGUUUGGAAGCCGGUACACCGGCUACUUUGGCAUCUGGCCCUUCCCAGCUUGAAGUCGGUUCCUGCGCGAUUUGCGGGGCGAGCAAAGGCAGGUGCGAGCAGGAACAGGCUGAGGAAGGAGCCCUCACCCUUGGCCAGCGGAUAUGCGACAAUGCCUCCCAUGGACCACACGUCUGCAACGCAUCGCUAUCCGUGGCAGCUGUCAGGCUGCCCCCAUAUCUCUACUCGGACAUGACUUUUCACUUCAACUAUCCGUACAAGAAGCGCACCGUCAUCCACCGUCGUCCUGUCCGCCGCCCAAGCAUCUUCUUCGGCCGAUCCAGGGACGACAAUGCCAAGGGCAAUGACAGUAGGUCUGUGUCUACUCCAGCCGCACCGCAGGGCAGUCAGGAUCGCCAGGAACCCCCCCUCGGUCCGCUCUCUCAAGUCUCAUCCAUCCCCACCACCUCUUCGCCCGGAAGAUCAAUCAGCCUUUCCCCUCUCGAAUCGGCUUCCACCGCCCCGACCUCGGUCGACGCAUGCUCGAGCAGUUUCGGUUCUCGACUCGGCGUGCCCAAGUCCAACUCGCCCACCCCCAGCUCCGACGCCCGCGGCAAACGAGUCGAACGAGCCAAGGGCAGCGAUGAAACAACCCGCACCGAGCUCCAUGGCUCGCCAAACCCCUGUUUCCCCUUUGAAUACCGUGAGGAUCAUCUCAUCAAGCCUUCCAUAUGCACAAUCGAGGCCGCCGCCGCCGCCAAGGUGUAUUUCGAGACGUACUUUAAUACCUUGUUGUCGCCUGAGCCUACCCCACGCCAGGAACGUGGCCGUCUUCUCGAAUCGCAGCUUGUUCUACAACCCAUGCCCGAGGAAGAGAAGGCAGAGAUGCUGAAGCAAUGGCUUCUCCAAGAGAGCCAUCACUUGCGACAGACUCGGGCUCUGAAGUCCAAGUGUUUGGUCAGAAGCAGGACCAAAGGCAUCUCCAUUGCCGGCUACGAGGUCGUCCGUGUGCUCGGCAAGGGAAGCUUCGGCGUGGUGCGUCUCGUGAGAGAGAAGCAGCCACCCCGCCUGAGAGUCCCCUCGACCGAGCAGACAGAGUCCGACAUCGAGCGUCUUGACGGCAACGAUGACGAGCGUGGCGGCAGCGAUUCUUCAAAGAACAGCAGGCGUGUCUAUGCCAUGAAGGUCAUUCGGAAGUCUGAAAUGCUGCGGAACUGCCAGGAAGGCCAUCUGCGCGCAGAGCGGGAUUUCCUUGUCGCCUCUGAAAAUUCCCGCUGGGUUGUUCCCCUUGUUGCAAGCUUCCAAGACAACGCAAACCUGUACCUCGUCAUGGAAUACAUGGUUGGCGGCGACUUUCUCGGCCUUCUUGUGAGAAAGGACAUCUUGGAUGAGUCGACGGCGCGCUGGUACAUCGCAGAAAUGAUUCUCUGUGUUGAGGAAGCUCAUCGAAUGCAAUGGAUCCACCGCGAUAUCAAACCUGACAACUUUCUCAUUACCGCGUCCGGACACCUCAAGAUUUCGGAUUUUGGUUUAGCUUUCGACGGGCAUUGGUCCCACAGUCAGGCCUACUUCAAUGAGAAGCGGUACAGCCUUCUCAAGAAGUUCAGCAUCGACGUCCGUGGCGAUGACCAAGACGUUGCCGAAGGAAGCUCGCUUGAACCCCGGAGUCCUGGAUUUAGCAACAUGUUCGGCCGCUCUCAACGAAGACAGUCCAUGUUCCACCUCAAUAACCAGCCGGCCAAGGAACCUCCGGGCAAGGAAGAUAACCCGGUGCUGUGGAUGAACCGCCAUCAGAAACGGAGACUCGCCAAGAGCAUUGUUGGCACUAGCCAGUACAUGGCGCCCGAAGUCAUCAGGGGUGAAGAAUACGAUGGCCGUUGCGACUGGUGGAGCAUAGGCAUCAUUUUGUACGAGUGUUUAUAUGGGCAGACGCCCUUCUACUGUCAGGAUCGUAAAGAUACGAAGCAAAAGAUAGUCCAUCAUCAUCACUUUCUCGGCUUUCCUCAGGACCAACGCUGGGGUGGUGCUCCUUCUGAACGCAUUCCUCUCGCCCCCGUUACCUACUCGGCCAUUGACCUGAUGAAGUCCCUCAUUACCGACAAGGAAAUCCGUCUGUCGUCUCAGCACUAUCGGGAGAACGACAUUCGUCACGACUGCUUGCCACGCUACCAUCAGCGAAGUCAUCAUCGCAGCUUUAGCAUGCGCUCACCGGCGGCUUCGGGCCUUCAGAAUGCAUCGAACGUCCCCAUGAACGCCAUUUUGGGUACUCCUCAGAGAUAUGUCUCUGGCAGCUUUAAUACCCCAACCCAGCCAAACCACCGGAGGUUCUUUGUCUUCGCAGAUGAUGCUCACGAGAUCAAAGGGCACGUGUUCUUUCAUGGCAUACAAUGGGACCGUCUUCACCUGAUGCGCCCACCAUUUGUCCCACACAUUCGCGCUGGUCAGGAAUUGACCAAGUACUUCGACGACGAGACACAAAUCCUCAGCUCCGGGAGUGAUGCAGCUGACCCAGAUUCCGAUUCGACGCUUAGCGUUGACGACGAGCUCCAGCCUCGCAACAAAGAGGUCGGCGAAGGUGAGGAUAGGACGGACCUUUGUGAGGCAGCCGGCCUUCUGGAGACCAACAGCGAAAAGGGUAAAGGCAAAGGCAAGGUGGGGGAAAAGGAGAAGGAAGCAUCAACAGAGAAAGGAAAGAACAGAGCUAAGAAAACCAAGGAGAAACGCAGGGCUAGAGACAAACUUCUCCGCGAUCCAGGAGUGAGGCGUCAGGUCAUGGAGGUGCGAAAGAACGGUGCAUUCCUAGGUUACACGUAUCGGAGGCCGAGAGAAGUCAUGAGAAGGCGGACGUGUACGAAGGGUGACGAUGUGGGCUUUUUCGCGCCACCGGCGUGGGCGUGCUGA
Molecule: messenger RNA, 2931 nt
Organism: Diplodia corticola
Lineage: Eukaryota; Fungi; Ascomycota; Dothideomycetes; Botryosphaeriales; Botryosphaeriaceae
Product: agc ndr protein kinase
Exons: 1
Coding region: 1-2931 (976 amino acids)
Biological process (GO): intracellular signal transduction; peptidyl-serine phosphorylation
Molecular function (GO): ATP binding; protein serine/threonine kinase activity
Source: RefSeq, a predicted model, not a curated record